Molecule: messenger RNA, 672 nt
Organism: Emiliania huxleyi CCMP1516
Lineage: Eukaryota; Haptophyta; Isochrysidales; Noelaerhabdaceae
Exons: 3
Coding region: 1-672 (223 amino acids)
Source: RefSeq, a predicted model, not a curated record
AUGAUGGAGGAGGCCGAAGGUGGCGAGGGCGCGACGCGAGCCGACUGCGCACGGCUGCACGGCGUGCGUGCGUGCGGCGUACCGCGCCCUGGCGUACUGCGCCCUGGCGUACUGCGCCCUGGCGUGCCGCGCGCAGCGGGGGUGCCGCGGGCGGGGGGCGAGGGGGCGGCGUCCGAGCGCACCGAGGGCGCGGCGCACGUCGCGGUGCCGCCCGCCGAGUACGCCACCUCGGAGCCGCCGCCAAACGAGCGGCGGGCCGGCGUGGCUGGCUGCGCCGACUCUCGCGAGCCUGGCGUCGGGGAGGAGGAGGUCGAGGGCGUUGCUGCCGCCGCCGAGGCGGGCCGCCGCGCUCCGGAGACCCUAGUUGUCGCCGGUCCUUCAGCGACGCGCCAUACCGACACCGGGCACAGUUCGCAGCCACUUGCUGCGUCCGCCGGAGCUUCGGAUUCUACUUACAGCGGCGCGGACGCGGAGGAGGCGGUGGCAGGAGGGGGCUCUGGGGCGGCGGGGGCGAGCGCGGCGGCUACGGCCGAGGAGGACAAGCGCGUCCGGGCGCUGAGGAUGGCCCUGCAGCACAAGACGCAGAUGCCCGUGACGGACGAGGAGGCCCGGGCUAUCCUCCAGGCGCGAGGGGGUCGCGAGACGCCCGUGACGGAGGUGCGUCCAACGUGA